AUGUCAAAUGACGUUCACGUUUGACGUGACGUGUCGAUUUGUUUGAAGUUACACUUUUUCGAAACGCUUGCGAUUUCUAAAUCGGCUUACAUUAUCAGAAUAUUCGAUAAGCAUUUUAUCGCCGUAAUAUCCACGUAGCUUACAUUUAGAGGUGUGAAAGAUGUUGCGUUAUCUAGUUUUUGCUGCGUUCCUGCAGUGUUGUAUAUCGCAACAGUACCAGCAAAAGGUUGCGCCUGGGGUUCCCCCUCAGAACUAUCAGAAUUAUCAGCAACCCCCACCCCCACCACCACCUCAAGGACACCAGCAGCAGGUCCCUCAACAACAAUACCAGCAGCAGCAGUACCAGCCCCCGCCGCCGCAGCAACAACAAUAUCAGCAGCCGCCACCACCACAACAACAACAACAACAACAACAGUAUCAACAACAACCGCAGCAGGGGCAGAUCUUAGUGCAGCAUGAUCAUCAUGGUGAACCACAACUGCUGAACGCUGCCAAUAUUCAGCAUGAAAGAGAACACAUCCAGGAGCACAUGGACGUGCCCAUAGACACAUCCAAGAUGUCGGAGCAGGAGCUCCAGUUCCACUACUUCAAGAUGCACGACGCCGAUAACAAUAACAAGCUGGACGGCUGCGAACUUAUCAAGAGCCUUAUACAUUGGCAUGAACAGGGAAGCAAGCAACAACCCCAGCCCGGAUCACCUCCAGCCGGCGAAAAGAUCUUCGGGGACGAUGAGCUGGUUAAUUUAAUAGACCCUAUUUUAAACAUGGAUGACCAUAAUAGGGACGGGUAUAUAGAUUAUCCUGAGUUCAUUAGGGCGCAGCAGAAGAGUCAGAAUAAGGAAGGGCAGUAGUAGACAUUCCAUUGUUAGAUAGAGACGUUAGGGUGAAUUUCCUCGUUUGAGCAGACUUGAAUAGACUGUUAUUAAGUUUUAAUACCUCUUAGCGAGGUCCAAUGUAUACUCAGGGUUGCUUACUUUUACUUCUUAUACCUCUGCCACACACUCGACGAGCGGCGUGGGAAGUAGGCAGAGGCAUAGUGUGGCCGCGCUACUCAUCAUGCCCACCGCUCCCUAUUUUGCCGGUUUUUUGGCGUGAUUCAAAAGACUUGCAACAACCUAGUUAAUAGUACCCAUUAGAUAACAACAACUUACUUUGUACGAAGUCAAUUAACUUUAUAGGAAUUUUAUUCAACCCUGCGUGACAUUGCGCAGUAGAUACCGACCGCGUCGCUGCUACUGGAGAUUGACUAAUGAGUCGUCCUUAAAAACAGGGUGAUAGUCGAAGUCUUAGAUUCAUAGAAUGUGUCUAAUCUAAGUCUGCGGCUUGGUAUUCGAUAGUGUGGCAGUAUCACCAUAAGAACGCAUACUAAGAGUUAAAAUAGAGAAAAAAAAGUAUCAAAGGUCACAAAGGACAUGAAAUUAGGACCUCGCUAGGAUUAAAAAAAAUCUUAAAGGACUUCUGUCUUUGGUAGCUGAAAUUUGAGCUCAAAUGAGGAUAUAACUAAAUGAACAGGUCAGUUAUAUGUUUAAAUCACUAUUUAAUUUAAAAUGUCAAAAUAUACAUACUGUGUUAACAACUAUAAUGUAUUUUGAUAUUUCAUCUUUGUAUGAUAUGAAUUACAAUUUUACAAGUCUAAAAUGGUCAACUUCAUAAUUCGCUCAGUUCAAAUCAAUAAAUUAGUAAAAUUGUAACUUGUGGAUAAAGAAAUAUAACAUAUUUUUAAAUUAAAGGAAAAAUUCACACCUCCGGCAGGACUC
Messenger RNA from Leguminivora glycinivorella, 1756 nucleotides. RefSeq names its product mediator of RNA polymerase II transcription subunit 15. Lineage: Eukaryota; Metazoa; Arthropoda; Insecta; Lepidoptera; Tortricidae. The transcript has 7 exons. The coding region runs from base 161 to 850 and encodes 229 amino acids. Gene Ontology annotation, molecular function: calcium ion binding. The record is from RefSeq and is a predicted model, not a curated record.